This is a messenger RNA of Peromyscus maniculatus bairdii (prairie deer mouse), 2043 nucleotides long. Lineage: Eukaryota; Metazoa; Chordata; Mammalia; Rodentia; Cricetidae. The record is from RefSeq and is a predicted model, not a curated record.
AUGGUCCCAAAUGUGUGUAGAAGUCUUGGUUCUCAGCUGUUGGCACUACGGAGAGCCGACUGGAUCACAAGUGUGCCCGCUACAAGGAUGAAUGAGUCCCCUGCCUCGCCCACCCCAGGACCAGGGACCCCCACUCGGACCCCUUCCAGAACGGCGCCUGGAGCCCUGACUGCCAAACCCCCGGUUGCCCCCAAGCCGGGAACCACAGUGGCUUCAGGAGUGACUGCUCGGGGCGGAGCGGGACAGGUGACAGGUGGACAUGGAGCUGCUACGUCGGCCUCGGCCGGGCCCGCGCCGGAGGACCCCGCGGGGCCUGUCGCAGGCCCCCCCGGGACGUGUGAGGCUCCGGUGGCUGUGGUGACGGUGACCCCAGCCCCGGAGCCUGUUGAGAACUUUCAAGACCUGGGCUCCACGUCCAGCCUCGGACCUGGCAUCUCUGGGCCUCGAGGGCAAGCCCCGGACACCCUGAGCUACCUGGACUCCGUGAGCCUCAUGUCCGGGACCUUGGAGUCCUUGGCGGAUGAUGUGAGCUCCAUGGGUUCGGACUCGGAGAUAAAUGGGCUGGCCCUGCGCAAGACGGACAAGUAUGGUUUCCUUGGGGGCAGCCAGUACUCAGGCAGCCUAGAGAGCUCUAUUCCUGUGGAUGUGGCUCGGCAGAGGGAGCUCAAAUGGCUGGAAAUGUUCAGUAACUGGGAUAAGUGGCUGUCACGGCGUUUCCAGAAGGUAAAACUUCGCUGCCGGAAAGGGAUCCCCUCAUCUCUCAGAGCCAAGGCCUGACAGUACCUGUCUAAUAGCAAGGAACUUUUGGAGCAGAACCCGGGCAAGUUUGAGGAGCUGGAACGGGCCCCUGGGGACCCCAAGUGGCUGGAUGUGAUUGAGAAGGACUUGCAUCGCCAAUUCCCUUUCCAUGAAAUGUUUGCUGCUCGAGGAGGGCAUGGGCAACAGGACCUGUACCGCAUCCUGAAGGCCUACACCAUCUACAGGCCUGAUGAGGGUUACUGCCAGGCCCAGGCCCCCGUGGCCGCAGUCCUGCUCAUGCACAUGCCUGCUGAGCAAGCCUUCUGGUGCCUGGUACAGAUCUGCGACAAGUACCUCCCAGGUUACUACAGUGCGGGGCUGGAGGCCAUUCAGUUGGACGGAGAAAUCUUUUUUGCGCUCCUGCGCCGGGCUUCCCCGCUAGCACAUCGGCAUCUCCGGCGGCAGCGCAUUGACCCUGUGCUGUACAUGACAGAAUGGUUCAUGUGCAUCUUUGCCCGCACCCUCCCCUGGGCUUCAGUGCUGCGUGUCUGGGACAUGUUUUUCUGUAAAGGCGUUAAGAUCAUCUUCCGAGUGGCUCUGGUCUUGCUGAGACACACUUUGGGUACUGUGGAGAAGCUUCGUUCCUGUCAAGGCAUGUAUGAAACCAUGGAGCAGCUUCAAAACCUGCCACAACAGUGUAUGCAGGAGGACUUCCUGGUGCAUGAGGUAACCAACCUCCCAGUGACAGAAACAUUGAUUGAGCGAGAGAAUGCAGCCCAGCUGAAGAAAUGGCGGGAGACCAGGGGAGAGCUACAGUACCGGCCCUCACGGCGACUGCACGGCUCCCGAGCCAUCCACGAGGAGCACAGGCAGCAGCAGCCACCCCUGGGCCCUUCCUCCAGCUUCCUCAGCCUCCCUAGUCUUAAGAGCAGAGGCUCCCGGUCAGCUGGAGGGGCUCCUUCCCCACCACCUCCUGUCCGCAGGGCGAGUGCCGGCCUCGUCCCUGGGGCUGUCGUCACUGCUGAGGGACUGCAUCCGUCACUUCCUUCGCCCACUGGCAACAGCACCCCACUAGGCACCAGCAAGGAGGCACGGCGGCAGGAGAAAGAGCGGCAGAAACAGGUCAGAGAGGGAGUUAGGACGGGAGAUCAAAGAAGGACACCGCUUGACAAAGACCAGUGUGCUUACUGUAGGUAUUGAUGGACCACCAAGAAAAAGGUUCAGCUGGCAUCUGGACAGGACCCAAAGGGACCCCCCUACAAGUCCUAGCCCUUUGAACUGUUCGUGGAUGAGAACUCAGGCUUU